This is a messenger RNA of Lactuca saligna, 465 nucleotides long. NCBI's taxonomy places the organism in Eukaryota, Viridiplantae, Streptophyta, Magnoliopsida, Asterales, Asteraceae. The record is from the annotation of a GenBank genome assembly.
AUGAUCUCAAAAACCCAAAAUCAAACGGGAAUAUGUGGCAAAACAAGUUCGUUCAUCCCUAAACUAUACAGUGAACACAAGAACCCACCCCCAAUUUCAACCAGAUUCGUUACCAAUCGUGAUUUGCAGUUGAAAUUGACAAGUAUCGACAAUGUGAUUCAAGAUGGCAUAGGUGGUGAUGGCUUACCAGCAAUAGCAGAACGAUGGUGGCAAACAAUGGUGGAAUGGUGGCGGUUUUGUGGCAGUGGGUGGCAUCCCUACUGUUGGCUUUUCUUGCUUCUAGUGGUUCACAGUAUUGAAGGAAAAGGGAAAGCAGUAACAGGUUUUCAAGGGUGUUUGUCAACUUGCUUGAUAGAAAAGGAAUCGAAGGAGGAAAGUUUGGUGGUUUAUGGCGGUGGGGCUUGGUCGACCAAAACGGUGGUGGCAGCAGGUGGUGUGUGGGCAGUGGGAAGUGGUAGAGUGUGA